Messenger RNA from Manduca sexta (tobacco hornworm), 1743 nucleotides. RefSeq lists its product as uncharacterized. The record is from RefSeq and is a predicted model, not a curated record. The transcript has 6 exons. Bases 161 to 1372 code for a protein of 403 amino acids. Lineage: Eukaryota; Metazoa; Arthropoda; Insecta; Lepidoptera; Sphingidae.
AAGUUAGUCACUCGGCGGUUGUUGCAGUGAAUGCAUGUACGCGCUUUCGUUAAAAUACAUCGGGAUAUAUUACGAUAACAAUUAUAAAUUUAAUUUAACAAUAUAUUUUAAAAUUAUAUAAGAGUUACGGAAUAUUGUUAAGAAUAUUUUCGUCGACAUUAUGUUUCUGCGUGUUAGUUUAAUUAUGCUCGGACUGAUUUUUGGAAUAUCAUCCGUGUCCCCUGUUACUGAAAAUGAAGAUAGCGAAGAAGUGCUACAUUUGAUCGGCGAGGCAGACUUUCGUGACGUGCGACUGCGGUGGGAAUUUGGAAAACCCGACGAAGAAGACAAACCAAAAGUGCUCGCAUUCCAGGUGCAUUAUUGCGAGUUGCAAGCUUGGGGACAAUACAGAUGUCGUACAAAGGUAAUAGACAACGUAGAAGAAGAUAUAUCAAGUAGGCAUGUGACGUCUGAAUCUCCAAUAACAAAUACUCAGGCACCAGGAGCGCGCCACGGACGCGCGUACAGUACGCGAAUUGUGGGCCUGCGAAUGGCCACCACGUACUCGUUCGAAGUACGGCCCGUCAGGCGCGACGGACGCGACCUCGCCGACCCUCAGUCGAUAGGCUCUAAAAUAAUUAUAGUACCCACUAAAGGAUUUUCAGCUCGAGCCACCCAAUGUCUGCCUCACGCGAGUGAAGUGGAAGUAUCAACGGGGCCAUAUUUCGGUGGUCGCAUUGCCGUGGAGGCGGCCGACGGCGGGCCGGAGCGAUGCUCCAUACAGGGCAACCCUAAUAGCGCACAAGACGCGUAUAUCUUGCGUAUACAUCACGAUGAAUGCGGUUCCGAAGUGAAUGACACCACCGUUGCGACCUACGUUAUCGUACAAGAGAACCUACCUAUUCUCACUCAUAGCACGAGACGUUUCCUAGUACUUUGCACGUAUAAGCCAGAAACGCUGACUGUUCGGGCUGGAAUUAACUUGCCCAAAACAAGCCCUGACGACAUAUUGCACCCGACGAAGUCUCAUACAGGCUUAGUGGAACCCUAUGACAAUGAAGAUAUUAAUAAUAACGAACUGCAGCCGGCUCGACUUGAGGCAAGAAAAGAAGAGAUCCAACAAAGUGUUUUCGGCGAAAUUUCCCUGGUAAUGUUCCUAGUCAUAGCUGCUUUUGGCGGCAUCGCUCUAUUAAUAUGGAAAGUAGUUCCUCAAGGGGAUAGAGACAAUGCGUCAAUCACAACUGUCUCCUCUCUAUCUCGCAGCGGCAUAUUCGGCAGAAGGAAUAGAGAUAGAUUUUCUGACCAAAGCUCGAUAUAUUCUAUAACUCUAUCAGAAAAAGACGAGGGCUUCGUCAAGAAACCCACAGAAAGCGACAAUACUUCCGAAGCAUGAAACACAAAGACUAGAAAUAAUUUAAUUUAAUGCACAUUUGGCAAUAAGUGGGACAUUGCUAACAAAGGAUGAUUGGUACGAAUCUAUGGCUUAUUGUGAUAUGUUUGGAUAACAAAUAAUUAUUAUUUCGGAUUAGAUGUGGCCAGUAUUACUAUGCACCUAAUUUUAUUUGCCAUAGAGAAUAAAUUACUGAAAGAUCUUACCAUAUAAUAUAGUUAAGUAUUAGCAAUAAAAUCUUUGACGAUACUAUUAAGAAUUACGCGUUUUGAAAUAUUUCUAUCCGAUGUUUGUGGGUACGUUAGUUUUAAAAAUAUUUUAAUAUAAUGUAAAUAUAAUUAAAAACCUGUGAAAGGUAUUGAAAUAAAUAAAAG